Molecule: messenger RNA, 1245 nt
Organism: Aethina tumida (small hive beetle)
Lineage: Eukaryota; Metazoa; Arthropoda; Insecta; Coleoptera; Nitidulidae
Product: germinal-center associated nuclear protein
Exons: 7
Coding region: 123-1196 (357 amino acids)
Biological process (GO): spindle assembly; centrosome duplication
Cellular component (GO): nucleus; spindle; centrosome
Source: RefSeq, a predicted model, not a curated record
AACCUCAACAAACCUAACCUCUAUCUUUUUCAAAUACAAAUAUAUUGUAGGCAAUUUUAAUACUUACUAUACAAAAGCCGUAACAUUUUAAAUUUACAAAAAACAAUAAAAACAAAAAUACCAUGGAUAAUUAUGUGACAGGUAAAUGUAUGACAAUGUGUCCAGAGGAAGAAAUACGAAUAAGGGAGAAACAAAAGCUACUACACAUAUUAGAAAUUGUCCCCGGAACUGAAAAAGAUAAAAUACCAAAGGCUGACAGGACACGAAUGGUGAAGGAAUUCAGCAGAUCGGCUGCAGGCAAAUCGUUGCAAAACCCCAAACUGAUCAGACCUCCGGAAGUUUUACUGCACACUAUCCAUUAUUUAUUUACUGAGGUAGCCACAAAUGAUGCUGUGCCAUGGAACAUCACUUACGACUACAUUUCAGACAGACUAAGGUCAAUACGUCAGGACAUGAUUGUACAGAACGCGACUCUUGUCCACACAAUCACACUUUUGCAGCCUAUAAUUCGAUUUUAUGCUUAUGCCAGCUUUAGACUUUAUGGAGUUGACCUAAACAUUUUCGACAACUUCCUGAACAAUAAACACUUACUGGAAUGUUUGAAAAGGCUUUUGACUGUCUAUGAUGAAUAUGAACUGACAAAAGAUGAUGAACACGUCUUUAAUGACUAUUUAAUUAAAAACAGGCCACAAUUUGAGGCACUGUAUGUGAUACUGAAUAUUGGGGAUCAAGAUGCAAUAACAAGAUGUCUCAAUCUGAACCAAAAAUGGAGGACUGAUAUUGUUGAAAAAGCUUUGAUGUUAUCACUUUUAUACACUAGAGGCAAUUAUGUAAGAUAUUGCAGACUAAUACAGGAUUUUCCAAUCCUUUUAGCCUUACAGGCUUCACUUCAUGUUCCUAAGUUAAGAAGAUGGGCUUUGAGGGUCAUGUCUACUGCUUACAGUAGUAAAAUACUGAAAUACCCUUGUAAAAAAAUGAUGGAAAUUUUAUUAUAUUAUACAAUAGAAGAUGUGACUGAUGAUGUUAAUAGUUUUGGUAUGACAGUAUGCGAAGGAGCAAUAAACUUUAACAAAAGUUUAUUUAAAGACCCCUAUGAUGGUAAAACCAAUAUGGAUUAUAGACUUGAGAUAAGACUGGAGCAACUUGAACACAAGUUAAUGGAUAUUCCCAUUAGUAAAAUACUUUUAUUCAAUUAAAAAAUUGUAUUAAAGUAUUAUUAACAAAUAUAUUUUUUUAAUAAAUUUA